Molecule: messenger RNA, 1220 nt
Organism: Boleophthalmus pectinirostris (great blue-spotted mudskipper)
Lineage: Eukaryota; Metazoa; Chordata; Actinopteri; Gobiiformes; Gobiidae
Gene: gins1
Product: GINS complex subunit 1 (Psf1 homolog)
Exons: 7
Coding region: 304-894 (196 amino acids)
Biological process (GO): DNA strand elongation involved in mitotic DNA replication; DNA replication
Cellular component (GO): GINS complex
Source: RefSeq, a predicted model, not a curated record
UUCCUGAAUAUUAUUAAUGUUAAAUAAAUGUUUAUGUUAAAAUGACUGAAAAGGCGUUGAAUUAUUUCGUUAAUAGAAAAGUAAAAAUAAAAAUAAACACUCAUGCUUCCGGGUACGUCAUCACAACACACUUUACCCGCGAAACCUGAGAUCUUAAACGGACUAACAAACACCGGAGUUUUACCGAGUUUAUACGAGUUUAACCGGGUCUAAGAGGGUUUAAUCGAGUCUGAGAGUGUCGACGCGGGUUUGUGAAGUGUUUCAGAGGGUUCUGAAGUGUUCUAAAGUUGUUUUUUCAGCGCCAUGUUCGGGGAGAAAGCGCUGGAGCUCGUGCGGGAGCUUCACCGAAUGAACGACGGACAACUGCCCGCGUUUAACGAGGAUGGAGUGAGGCAGGUGCUGCAGGAGAUGGAGGCGCUGUUUGAGCAGAACCAGGCCGACGUGAGCGAGGCGAAAGCGGACGGACGCUCCGAGCUCAUCCCGUCCAUCAAACUGAGACACUGCUGCCUCCUCCGGAACCAACGCUGCCUCACUGCAUAUCUAUACGACCGGCUGUUGAGGAUCCGAGCUCUGCGCUGGGAGUACGGCUCAGUGCUGCCCCCUAAUGUCCGCUUCCACAUGUCUGCAGAAGAGGUGCAGUGGUUUUCUCAGUAUAAAAAGUCUUUGGCUUCGUUCAUGAAGAGUCUGGGAAACGGAGAAGGACUCGACAUCACCCAGGACACCAGACCCCCCAAGAGCCUCUACAUCCAGGUGAGGUGUGUGAAGGAUCACGGUGAGCUGGAGAUUGACGAUGGAACAGUGAUUCUGUUGAAGAGGAACAGUCAGCACUUCCUGCCGCGGUGGAAAUGUGAGCAGCUGAUUCGUCAGGGCGUCCUGGAGCACGUCGUCUCCUGAAACUCUACAACGUCUCCACAACUGUUUUUAUAAACACACGACAAAUGUCCCGUCACCACCAGAGUCAAGAUCCUACAGUGAGACACACACAGCAGCUCAGAGUGUGACGCUAACACCAGGCACUGCUCUGUCUCUGUUACACUUUACAAACUAAACAAACCUUCUGAGUUUGAUUUGAACUCAGUCGCCACGUUUACAUGAGAGAUUUAAUUCUGAAUAAAACUGAAUUCCUCUUUAAAAAGUUGAUGUAAACACUUAAUUUGUUAAACUUAAUAUUGAAGUGUUUGUUUUCUUCUGAUUUUAAAUCUGAGUGAAUUUGGUUCCUG